AUGGCCGAGAAGUUUGCCGCCAAAAAUUUAGGCGAGGAAACAAGCUUUGAUUUCGAUUUCAUGCAGGAACGAGCCUCGGCGGGCCAGCACAGGUCGGGGUUCAGAGCAUCUACAUUCUUCAAUACCUACUACAUUUGCGAGCUCGUUAAAGUCGGGCGACGACGCGGCAUGGCGGCCGAAAUGAUGGACAUAGACGAUGUUGAUCUGUCCCAGGACCAUGCUGAUCUAUCUCAGAAUUCGCUCAGCGAAGCAUCAGAAACUGCUCUAGCCUUCAUCGAGCAGUCCCUCGAGCGAGUGUGCCAUGAAAUGCAGCAAGGUGAGGCGAGUAGUCCUGCCAUCUAUCUACGCCGACUCGAUCGAUACGAUGUGGUCUCCAGUCAAAAUCUCGUAGGCAACGGACACAGAGCGAAGGACCAUCCAGUCAAGUACUCCUGGCCAGGCAAGACGGCUGGUGAAGCAUGGAGAUUUGGUUUGAUAUCCUCCCUAGACCUUUCUGAACCCACUGAUCUCGAUCAAGCAUGUGCUCUUGCUGUACUGAACUCCGUACAUGCUGCGAUCAGCUCUGGCAACGGCGUCACGAAACGAGACAUCUACUAUGCCGAUCCAGAGCUGUUCGGUGACCAAAGUGUGGUUGACAGACUGAUUGCUGACAUCGCUCACACCUGUGAAGUCCCUCGCGCUGCCCUGUUCGUGACAGCGAGCCCCAAAGGACUUUUCCUGGUUCCAGGCCAAGCGAGCGAUGAACCCCAGACAAUCCCUCUGAAUCCUCCAUCAAUGCGCGACAUCAAUUGGAUCUUGGUGGUCGAAAAGGAGGCCACGUUCAACACUCUGUGCGAGAAGGGAUUUCACGCUCUCAGUCGAAGUGGUCAGGGCAUGCUUGUUACGGCCAAAGGCUACCCAGAUCUCGCAACUCGCCAGUUCUUGCGCUUGUGCUGUAGAUCGGCUGCUGUCCCACUACCGGUCUUCGGGUUGUUCGACUAUGAUCCAUACGGCAUUGACAUACUGAAGUGCUACCGAUCGGGGUCUAAAGUCUCAGCUCGAGAAGCCGACCUCAGUCUUACCGAAAUGCACUGGCUUGGCAUCAGAUCUGCUGACAUCGUCGAUCUCGCCUCCACGUCGGCGCUGUCUCUCACGCAAUCCGACCGGAGAAGAGCAACGAAGCUCAUCGAAGGUAUGACCUCUGUAACCGGCGAAGUGCCAGAAGAGAUGUUCGAAGGUCGUGCAGAGCUACAAAGUAUGCUCGUGCUCGGCUGCAAAGCAGAGAUCCAGAUCCUGGGCGACGACAUCUGUCGCUGGACUGAACAAAAAAUGCUCGACAUCAUGUCGAGGUGA
Molecule: messenger RNA, 1332 nt
Organism: Cyphellophora attinorum
Lineage: Eukaryota; Fungi; Ascomycota; Eurotiomycetes; Chaetothyriales; Cyphellophoraceae
Product: Meiotic recombination protein rec12
Exons: 4
Coding region: 1-1332 (443 amino acids)
Biological process (GO): reciprocal meiotic recombination; meiotic DNA double-strand break formation; meiotic DNA double-strand break processing
Cellular component (GO): nuclear chromosome
Molecular function (GO): DNA binding; DNA topoisomerase type II (double strand cut, ATP-hydrolyzing) activity; ATP binding
Source: RefSeq, a predicted model, not a curated record